Molecule: messenger RNA, 983 nt
Organism: Chenopodium quinoa (quinoa)
Lineage: Eukaryota; Viridiplantae; Streptophyta; Magnoliopsida; Caryophyllales; Amaranthaceae
Product: (-)-germacrene D synthase-like
Exons: 4
Coding region: 1-837 (278 amino acids)
Molecular function (GO): magnesium ion binding; terpene synthase activity
Source: RefSeq, a predicted model, not a curated record
AUGUACUAUGAACCUCAAUAUUCUCAUGCUAGAAUGUUACUUGUUAAAGUUCUCCUUGUCAUUUCAAUAUUGGAUGAUACUUAUGAUGCUUAUGGAACAUUUGAAGAACUUGAGCUCCUAACAGAAGCAUUUGAAAGGUGGGACUUGAACGCAAUGGAGCAGUUUCCUAAAGAUUACAUGAAAUUAGUUUUUCAAUUUGUAUACAACAUUUAUAAUGGGUUUGCUAAAGAAAUGACAGAGCUUGGGAAACCAUAUGCAGCUAAGUUCGCUAAAGACCGGGUAAUGGAUUUGAUAAGAAGCUAUUACACUGAAGCGAAGUGGUACAAAGCAAAAUAUGUGCCUACAUUUGAAGAAUAUAUGGUGAAUGCAAGAAUCACAGGGGUUGCUCAAAUUCUUACUACAUCCUUGUUGGGAAUGGAAGAAAUUAUGGAAGUGAAACCAUUUAAGCAGAUAAUACAAGCCCCUAACAAGGCCAUUAGAGCUUGUGAAAUUAUUGGACGCAUCAUGGAUGAUGUUGUUAGUCAUGAAGAGGAGCAAGCUAGAGGCCAUGUUGCCUCGGGCGUGGAAUGCUAUAUGAAAGACUAUAACAUGAGUAGAGAAGAAGUGGUGCAAAUUUUUAACAAAAUGGUUGAAGAUGCAUGGAAGGAAUUGAAUGAGGAAUUUCUGAUCAAGUCUAGGCCAGGAGACGACGACCUUCCAAAGGCAGUGCUCAAACGAGUCCUCAACCUUGCUCGAGUGGUGGAUGCCUUGUACAAGGUCAUUGAUGGGUACACUUACUCGGCCAAACUGAUUAAGGGCGACAUAAUCUCAACUUAUACUCAGCCUAUUCCUCUUUAAAUAAGUUGAAUUGGGUCGCCAAAUAAAAUUUGUACUACUAUUUCUAGUAAAGAUUCUAGACUUAAAUGUCUGAUAUAUAUUGUACGGUGAUGUUGUUGUUGACGUUGGUACUUGUGUGAUGUUAUUGUGUGGAGCUUAAUGUUUGA